Molecule: messenger RNA, 1883 nt
Organism: Triticum aestivum (bread wheat)
Lineage: Eukaryota; Viridiplantae; Streptophyta; Magnoliopsida; Poales; Poaceae
Product: NAC domain-containing protein 68
Exons: 3
Coding region: 16-1611 (531 amino acids)
Biological process (GO): regulation of DNA-templated transcription
Molecular function (GO): DNA binding
Source: RefSeq, a predicted model, not a curated record
AAAAUCCAAGGCGCGAUGGAAAACCUUCAUGCAUGUCAUGCGCCGAUCGUAACCUCGUGUCCUCGUACGUUCGUUCAUGGCUGCCGCAGCUCACAGCCAAGAAGCACAAUCCGCACGUGCCGCAAUGCAGAUGAGAGGUCCAGAACACAGAGGACCAGCCCGCGCCCGCCGACGCACCACCUAGACGCACGGCCAUUCGACGAGCCGCCGGGGUGGUCGCGGGGAUAUAUUUUCCCGCCGGAAAAUCCCUCCCGGAUGUCGCCCCCGCGCGCUUUUGACCCUUCCGUCCCUUUCAGCCCGGCCGUCGGGAGGGUCAAACUCUUGUCGCCGCGGGAAACUUCCGCGCAGCAGCGCAUGGCCGUCCUCCUCAUCCAAACAACGAAGCCCACGAGCAGCUCGGGGACACGCGCGGGCCCGCCACGGCCCACGUGGCGCGGGCGGGGGCCCGUAUAUAGCCGCCCCGGGCGCCCCACCCUACAAACGUACUUGGUCGCCAAGGAAACGAGCCAUCAACAAAAGAGAAGGCUCCAGGUCCCAGGAGGCGGUAUCACAACCAGCCGCCUUUCUCUUCUCUUCUCUUCUCUUCCAACACCGCGGCACGACCGCGCGAGGGCCGGGGUUUUCUGGGAGGUGGUGCAGCGAGCGAGCGCGGGGAGGAGAAUGAUGACGGCAAUGGUGAAGGCCGAGUCGACGACGGCGGCGGCGGCGGCGGAGGGGAGCAGCGGGCGGAGGGACGCGGAGGCGGAGCUCAACCUGCCGCCGGGCUUCCGCUUCCACCCCACGGACGACGAGCUCGUCGUGCACUACCUCUGCAGGAAGGUGGCCGGCCAGCCGCAGCCCGUGCCCAUCAUCGCCGAGGUCGAUCUCUACAAGUUCAACCCCUGGGAUCUGCCCGAGAGGGCGCUGUUCGGGAGCAGGGAGUGGUACUUCUUCACGCCGCGCGACCGCAAGUACCCCAACGGCUCGCGCCCCAACCGCUCCGCCGGCACCGGCUACUGGAAGGCCACGGGCGCCGACAAGCCCGUGGCGCCCAAGGAGAGCGGCGGCCGGACGGUCGGCAUCAAGAAGGCGCUCGUCUUCUACUCCGGCAGGGCGCCCAGGGGCGUCAAGACCGACUGGAUCAUGCACGAGUACCGCAUCGCCGAAGCCGACCGCGCGCCCGGCAAGAAGGGGUCCCUCAAGUUGGACGAAUGGGUGCUGUGCCGGCUGUACAACAAGAAGAACAACUGGGAGAAGCUCAAGGUGGAGCAGGACAUGGCUGUGGAGGCCGGGCCGAACGGGGAGGUCAUGGACGCGUUGGCGACCGACGCCAUGUCUGACAGCUUCCAGACGCACGACUCCUCGGAGAUCGACAGCGCCUCCGGCCUGCAGCAGCACGGCUUCAUGGACAUGGCGCAGGGGCAGCCGAGGGGCGGCAUGGUGACGGUGAAGGAGGACAGCGACUGGUUCACCGGCCUGAGUAUGGACGACCUGCAGACUUGUUAUAUGAACAUGGGGCAGAUGGUGAACCCGGCGACGAUGCCUGGGCAGAACGGCAGCGGCUACCUGCAGCCGAUGAGCUCGCCGCAGAUGAUGAGGCCGAUGUGGCAAACAAUCUUGCCACCAUUCUGAGAUGGAACAAGAAAGAUCUGGUGUAAAUUAUUGGAAAUAGAAGUGAUUAGACAAAUACUUACUUUGUUGAACUAGAAAGAGGUAGAAAUUUCCCAGGCAUGAUUCUGAAGAUGUGGUGGUAGGCUUGUAGCAGUAUUUAUUCUUUGGUUUCGAUCUGUAAAUUUGGUAUUCUGAACAAACAUGUGGUUUUAUUCUCAUAAUAAUAUCAAGCCUAAACACCAAACUUGUUCUUCUGACCCUUGAUCAAUCUGAAACAUAUACUCCCUCCGUCC